Messenger RNA from Exophiala aquamarina CBS 119918, 1548 nucleotides. RefSeq lists its product as uncharacterized. The record is from RefSeq and is a predicted model, not a curated record. NCBI's taxonomy places the organism in Eukaryota, Fungi, Ascomycota, Eurotiomycetes, Chaetothyriales, Herpotrichiellaceae. Gene Ontology annotation, biological process: polysaccharide biosynthetic process. Gene Ontology annotation, molecular function: acyltransferase activity, transferring groups other than amino-acyl groups. Gene Ontology annotation, cellular component: membrane. The transcript has a single exon. Bases 1 to 1548 code for a protein of 515 amino acids.
AUGGCUGAGUCUGAACCUUUUCUUCACGCAAAGUCAGAGGACUACGAUGACGAAGAGCAACGUGGAAUUCCGCUCGAAGAUCAGUACCAUGAUGAUUCUCGUCAUCCAUCCAUCCACGACGCUGACUCACAGGGCUACAUCCCGCGUGCCUCCUCGAGAUCCUGGCGCGUCAUCUCUGUCCGCGUCCUAAGCGGAGUAAACUGGGAAGCCGUCACCCGGCGGCCUACCACCCACGACCUCAAGCAGACUCUCAUAGAAGCCCUCCCUCGGCUCUUCAGGCCAAGUUCACUCUGCUUGACGUCCCCACCGGGUCCAACAGCAUACCUUGACGCUCUCCGUGGCUACGCGGCCUGGAAUGUGUUUCUCGCUCAUGGUUAUAAAGACUUUCACUUCUGGUAUAAGCACCAGCCGUUCCUCUCAGCGCUUAUGGCCGGCGAAGCCAUGGUGGCGUUGUUCUUCGUCAUCUCCGGUUAUGUGUUAAGCUACCGCCUGCUCAUCUAUACACGCAAUUGUUCAGGUGACAAGCUACUGUCCGGCCUCGCUAGUAGCACUUUCCGUCGUGGUAUGCGCCUGUAUGGCUCGACUACCGUGGCGCUUUUCGCGGCGUUGAUCUUGGUCCGCUUGCGCCUGUACAAUGGUGGAAACUGGCCCUUGUACUUGGAAUCCUUAUGGCUGCAACUGUACGACUGGAUUUAUACGCUUGUGUUUUUCUUAAACCCCUUCGCCACCCAAGUCCACGGCUACUACACCAUGGACGGCUUGCAGAACAAAUACCUCGGCCCCAUGUGGACCAUCCCCGUCGAGCUCCGCGGCAGUAUGAUUCUCUUCAUUUACAUUGCGGCGACGUGCAAGCUCCGUGUCUACACGCGCCUAGCGUUGACGUGCAUGCUUGUGGUCGCUUCCCAUAUAUGGGCCGCGCUUUACGUCGCGGACUUCUUGAUGGGGAUGAUAGUCGCUGAAAUCGGCCUGCUGCGCUAUCCUGAGCGUCUGGUGACGGCUCCCUCACUGCCCGAGCAUACGAUCAGCCCGCAGAGGCAGAGUCUGGCCUCAAAGUGCUUUUGGACACUAGUAUUCGCCGUCGGGUUUUUCCUUCUUGGGGAACCUGACGGUGACACCAAUGCCCUAGGCAUAUUCGGCGAUUGGCCUUGGGCGUUCUUGCGAUCGUGGAUUCCGAGCUAUUUAGGCGGCGAAGAUAGGCUUUAUUGGUACCUAGGCAUCGGGUCUUUUCUGCUCGUGCUUGGCCUGGAGAUGUACCCGGCAUUGCAGGCGCCCCUGCGAUGCGGCUGGAGUCAGUAUGUCGGCGACCUCAGCUUUGGUAUAUACGCGCUACACGUUCCGCUUUUGGUCGCGAUCAUCGGCCACUGGUACGACGUCGACGUGCGGCAGGCGCUCGGAUGGGAUAAUGGUUGGGGUAUUCUCCCCGGGGCGAUGAUCAUGCAUGUUGUGGUGUUUUCUUGUGCAGAUUAUUUCAACAGGGUUGACAGACGCGUUGUGAGAUUGGGAAGGUGGGUGCAAGAGAAACUUUUUGUGCGUUGGGAUAAGUUCUAG